CGCGCUCACGCCCCGCACCAUGCGCCGCGGGAGAAGCCCCGCGCUCCGGGUCCCGCUGCUGCUGCUGCUGCUGCUGCUGCCCGCCCAGGUCCUCCUCGCGGAGCCCGGAGCGCCCGCGCCUGUGAACCCCUGCUGCUACUACCCCUGCCAGCACCAAGGCAUCUGUGUACGCAUGGGCGAGGACCGUUACCAGUGCGACUGCACCCGCACGGGCUUUUCAGGCCCCAACUGCACCAUUCCCGAGUUCUGGACCUGGCUGCGCGAUGCCCUGCGGCCCAGCCCUUCUUUCAUCCAUUUCCUGCUGACCCACGGGCGCUGGUUCUGGGACCUCGUCAAUGCCACCUUCAUCCAGGACAUGCUCAUGCGCCUGGUUCUCAUAGCACGUUCCAACCUUAUCCCCAGUCCCCCCACCUACAACUCAGCACAUGACUAUAUCAGCUGGGAAUCCUUCUCCAAUGUCACCUAUUAUACCCGCAUUCUCCCUUCUGUGCCCCGAGACUGCCCCACACCUAUGGGCACCAAAGGGAAGAAGCAGUUGCCAGACGCUCAGCUCCUGGGCCAACGUUUCCUGCUGAGGAGAAAGUUCAUACCGAACCCCCAAGGCACCAACCUCAUGUUUGCCUUCUUCGCCCAGCACUUUACCCACCAGUUCUUCAAGACUUCUGGCAAGAUGGGGCCUGGAUUCACCAAGGCCUUGGGGCAUGGGGUAGAUCUUGGCCAUAUCUACGGAGACAAUCUUGAACGUCAGUAUCAGCUGCGGCUCUUGAAAGAUGGAAAACUCAAGUAUCAGGUGCUGAAUGGAGAGAUGUACCCGCCAUCUGUGGAGGAGGUGCCAGUGCUCAUGCACUAUCCGCGGGGAGUUCCAGCUCGGGACCAGAUGGCCGUGGGCCAGGAGGUUUUCGGGCUCCUCCCGGGGCUCAUGAUGUAUGCCACCAUCUGGCUGCGCGAACACAACCGCGUGUGUGAGCUGCUGAAGGCGGAGCACCCCACCUGGGAUGAUGAGCAGCUCUUUCAGACCACCCGCCUCAUUCUCAUUGGGGAGACAAUCAAGAUAGUGAUCGAGGAGUACGUGCAGCAGCUGAGUGGCUACUUCCUGCAACUGAAGUUUGACCCAGAGCUGCUGUUCAACGCCCAGUUCCAGUACCGCAACCGCAUUGCCAUGGAGUUCAACCAGCUGUACCACUGGCACCCGCUCAUGCCCGACUCCUUUCAAGUGGGUGCCCAGGACUACAGUUACGAGCAGUUCCUGUUCAACACCUCCAUGCUGGUGGACUACGGAGUUGAGGCCCUUGUGGAUGCCUUCUCUCAUCAGAUCGCAGGCCGGAUCGGCGGGGGGCAGAACACAGACCACCAUGUCCUACAUGUGGCCAUUGAAGUCAUCAAGGAGUCCCGAGAGCUGAGGCUUCAGCCUUUCAAUGAGUACCGCAAGAGGUUCAAUCUGAAGCCCUACACCUCAUUCCAGGAGCUCACAGGGGAGAAGGCGAUGGCGGCUGAAUUGGAAAAACUAUACGGAGACAUUGAUGCCUUGGAAUUCUACCCGGGGUUGCUUCUGGAGAAGUGCCAUCCAAAUUCAAUUUUUGGGGAGAGUAUGAUAGAAAUGGGGGCUCCUUUUUCACUCAAGGGUCUCCUAGGGAAUCCCAUCUGUUCUCCAGAGUACUGGAAGCCGAGCACAUUUGGUGGCGAGAUGGGCUUCAACAUUGUCAAGACAGCCACCUUGAAGAAACUGGUCUGUCUCAACACCAAGACAUGUCCCUAUGUUUCUUUCCGUGUGCCUGAACCCUACCAGGAUGAGGGACCUGGCAGGGAGAACCCCUCCACAGAGCUCUGAGUGGCCAGUGCAGCAGUGCUCUGGAGGAAAGAGCUUCGUGCUGAUGAACUGAAAAGUCUUAAACAUUGGAUUCCUGGUUUGGCAAUGGAGAACAUCAAUGUCAACCUUUAGAACCUUGGCAUUAUUUGGAAGAUAGGGGUCAAUGUGUUAUUCUAGAAUGCUGAAUUCUUGAUGAGCCAUCCAGAAUACUAAGGGGAUGAUUUGUUCUUGGUAGGCCAGAACUCUGGGCCCCAUUCUGAUUACUUAGCACAUUGGAUUUCCAACUGAUCUGAGAUCUAGGCACUCUAGAAUGUGAGCUCCUGAGAGGAAGCCAGCAUCCUAGGAUCAUACGUAGCCCUCCAAACUGUGACUUUCUGAUCAAUACUUUCAAAUGCAUUGUCCUGACAGUUGAUCCAGAACCACAGCUGGUAUGUCAAGUUAGUCUUGAUUGGAAUGUCAGGAACGGUUUUAUUCAACUUUCUGUUCAGGAAAAUCUGUGCGUUAUCUGAAUCUGUGCCUGCCCUGAUGGGUCAAAAGAAGUGGGGGUAAUCUUGUGACCCCAGUUUAGGCACUUUUCUGAGGUUAUAGAAAGAAGAGGCCAGCCCUUUUCCCCUAAGACAUUCGUUGGAAGUCACCAGAGAUCUGAACUCAUCUUGAUCCUGACUCAUGAUAGCUGUUUCUGAUGAAAUGAAUAAAAUUCCUUUUCC
Molecule: messenger RNA, 2514 nt
Organism: Suncus etruscus (white-toothed pygmy shrew)
Lineage: Eukaryota; Metazoa; Chordata; Mammalia; Eulipotyphla; Soricidae
Gene: PTGS1
Product: prostaglandin-endoperoxide synthase 1
Exons: 11
Coding region: 20-1828 (602 amino acids)
Biological process (GO): cyclooxygenase pathway; response to oxidative stress
Cellular component (GO): cytoplasm; neuron projection
Molecular function (GO): heme binding; peroxidase activity; oxidoreductase activity, acting on single donors with incorporation of molecular oxygen, incorporation of two atoms of oxygen
Source: RefSeq, a predicted model, not a curated record